AUGAGGAUAGUAACAAAUGUUUGCGACCCAAUCCGGGACCACUGUCUAAUGCAGGUCACCAUCCAUGACUAACUCGGACGUUGCUAGGGUCUUCUAUCAUUGCUCCACCCUUUUCAGCUAUAACAUGUGGUAUACUUGAUGAACUUGGGCUAAGGUGGGGAGGUCUAGAUGAUACGCCACUAACCCAAUGUAAUGAAGGACUUUGAACGAACGAUAGAAGCAAAGAGCAAGCUUCACAUAGGUCCAUCAUGUGAUUCUAGUGUGGCAAUAGAGUCGUUGGCGAAGGUAGAUUCACUUGCCUACUUGGAUACUUGAUUUCCCUUCCUUUGUGGUUUGUAAAUUGCUUCAUUUGAGCUUGAGUUCAUUCCAAAUCUUGUUUGAGCAAUGUGAGGAUCUCAUCAAGUCCCUACAGCUUGUGCUUCAUAUCUACCGACAUCAUGGGUUUGCUAAUGAAAUGGAUCAAAGUUGACAAAGAUCGUCCAUAAACCUCUUGAAAUAAGGUCACAAUCAUAGUAUAUCUCAGAUGCUAGUCCACAAUUGACCACCUUUGACUAGCCACAUGCUAGUCUACUUAAGCGUUGUCUGUUGUUAAUGAAAAAGGGCUUACUAAAAGGAGCUUAUGAAGGUUCAAUCUUGAUCAAUAAGGAUGGAUGUCAGAAAUUUAUACAACUAGAUGAUAUGUCAGAUGACGACUUUUACUACUGUCUAGAUUGUAAAUAGAUGAUGAAGCGCAAAAACAUGGGCAUACUUACUAAGUCAGUCAACAAUGAUCAAGAUAGCAUUCCAACUAUGAGAGACUAGUAACCCUUCGAUGAAGUCUAUUGUCAAGCUUUCUCAUAUGCAGUUGAAAAUUAUAAAUUAGUAGUUGUAUCUAUGCAUUCAUAUCUUAUAUAUAGAUGCUAAUUAAUGAGUAAAUAAUACUAUUAUAUAUGUGUUACCAACUCAUUAUGACAUUUAUAAUAUUUUAUCAUUUAAGUCCUUGUGCAUAUUAUUUUAAUUAUUUUAUUUAUAUUAUAAGACUAACCCCACUUUUAUGAAGUCAAGUGGUGAUUCUCUCACAUUUUCUUGAUAAUUAUUUAAUUGCAAAGACUUAGGUGAGUUGUUAAUAUGAGUUGGAAGUAAUAGAAAAAGCCCAAGCCUUCAACCCAAUGAAAAGUUUAAAUUUUAUGAAGAGGGCCGGCCUAAUAUGUUUAUGGGCUCAAAAGAGGGCAUCACUUUGGCCUAAUCCAUUUGGACUUAAAAGGACUAUCGAGAGAUAAGAUCUAAGCUCUCCAUCUUAGGGCGCUUUAAGAUGAGAUUAAGAGAAGGAUUAGAACGCCACCCUCAUUGAAUGAUUUGGACCAUCCACCAAGAGAGUCGAUUAUUAAUCAUAACCGUCCAUUAGAGGGGCCUAACUUUCGAAAGGAUUAAGGCAUUUUGCCUCCCUCUUGAAAGGCACUUUUGGCUCUCUCUCUAGUAGUGGCUAGCCGAAAGAAACAUGAGGGAAAUCAAGACAUGAUCAAUGGCAUUCUUGUGCCCAAGAACAUCGUGGAGAAGAGAUUACUUGGAGCACAUCAAGAUCAUCACAGAUUGAACAUCACUCAGCCUAGGACUAGCGCACAACAAGGUUUGUGUAAGAUCUAGAUUUGGGUGUUCUUAUAAUCUUUUCUAUGGAUAGAUUAACUUUUAAUUCAAACAAGUUUUAUCAUUUAUUCCAUCAUUCUAUUGCGUUAGAUCCAUUCUCUCCCAUUUGUAACACUUUUCACAACUAUUGUCUUUACUUUUUUACAUUUAAUUCUGCCUUUCACAAUCUCACACACUUAUAUAUAUAUAUAUAUAUAUAUAUAUAUAUAUAUAAGAAAUAAAGUAAGUAGAAUUUGUACUCUCAUUACCCACGCUCUCUAAAAAUCGACCCUUAUCCUAAGUAGAAGAGUGAGAUUUUAUAAAUAUUAUUUACAUGAACUUGGUUGCAUCAUGACGAUAUAUUUAACCUCCAAUUCGAGUUCAUCAAGCUGACGUCAUUGAUGGGGAACUAGGUGUCAUUGAGAGAAUUAAAUUUUUCCUUUAGUUUUCUUUCAUCUUCUCUUUAUUUUUCUGUCAUUUUUUCUUUCUUCAACGAACAGUUUUUUGAGCCAUUGAUUGAGAAUUUUUCAAGAAAAAUAUCACUUUUCAAUUAUACAAUUUCGUGAGAUUUUUCUUUUCUAUAGCCUCUCUUUUAUUACAGAAAUUCAUCAAAGGAGGCUUUCAAAAGGUAUAUCUCUUACUUGA
Molecule: messenger RNA, 2247 nt
Organism: Spirodela intermedia
Lineage: Eukaryota; Viridiplantae; Streptophyta; Magnoliopsida; Alismatales; Araceae
Source: the annotation of a GenBank genome assembly